AUGAGCGAUCUUCAAAAAGCCUUUGUCAAGUCGCGCCUCGCCAAGCUGCCGCCCGAACUGCCUCUGAUGGAGGACGACGAGUCUUCUUCCCCAGAUCCCCACGGGGUGUCCGCCCAUCAUGACGAUGAUUCCUCAUCGACCUCAUCAGCGGGGACGGUGGUCCCAUCCCCGAACAGGCAUUUGUUUGCCAGGCCAGAUCGCAGAUCGUCCAACUCCGUAUCCCUGGACUGGAGGGAUUUCUUCUCCCAAGAAUUAUUCCUCGAAGAGGUCUACAAUGAAACGAACAUAGUCCACCAUGUGUAUCUCACUCCCCCCUCGGAUUCCGGGCCGCUCUUCGUCAUGCAUCACGGCGCAGGCUCCUCGGGUCUCUCCUUUGCGACCUGCGCAAAGGAGAUCCGCAAGAUUCUGCCCAAGGCUGGCAUGCUAUCUCUCGACGCCCGAGAUCAUGGCAGCACGACGACCAAGAGCGAGCCAGACGGUGGGCCAGUUGAGCUCGAUCUGAGCCUCGACACUCUCAGUCGAGAUCUUGUCUUCGCAGUCAAAGCCGCCCAGUCGAAGAUGAAUUGGAAAACUCUUCCGGACAUUGUGCUCGUGGGCCAUAGCCUGGGAGGCGCAGUUAUCACUGAUGUCGCUAAGAAAGGCGAACUGAGCUCCAAAUUAUUGGCAUAUGCCGUGUUAGAUGUUGUUGAAGGUUCCGCAAUGGACGCCCUACAGAGCAUGGAGCAGUACCUCUCCACCCGUCCAACCAGGUUCCCUUCUAUAUCCUCGGGAAUCGAAUGGCACACCCGAUCCCGCACAAUCCGCAACAGAACCUCAGCCCGCAUCUCAGUCCCCUCAUUACUCCACGAAGAAUCAAACCCCUCCGAUCCAACAAGACCAUGGGUCUGGAGAACAAACCUCGCCGCCACGAAACCAUUCUGGGAAAACUGGUUCAUCGGACUGAGUAGGAAAUUCCUCGAAGCCCGCGGUGGCAAGCUGCUCAUUCUGGCGGGGACGGAUAGGUUGGAUAAGGAGUUGAUGAUUGGGCAGAUGCAGGGAAAAUAUCAGCUCCAAGUCUUCCCAGAAGCAGGCCACUUUAUACAAGAAGAUCUACCCACGAAAACAGCCCAGAUCCUAGUGGAUUUCUAUAAACGGAAUGACCGAAGUGCGCUCGUGCUCCCCCCCAAAGUCGCGGACAUGCAGGCGUCUGCUGCUAUGAAGAAGGGUCUGGGUACUGGUAGCAACGUGAAGCAAUAA
Messenger RNA from Monascus purpureus, 1236 nucleotides. Lineage: Eukaryota; Fungi; Ascomycota; Eurotiomycetes; Eurotiales; Aspergillaceae. The record is from the annotation of a GenBank genome assembly.